Molecule: messenger RNA, 1128 nt
Organism: Fonsecaea multimorphosa CBS 102226
Lineage: Eukaryota; Fungi; Ascomycota; Eurotiomycetes; Chaetothyriales; Herpotrichiellaceae
Exons: 2
Coding region: 1-1128 (375 amino acids)
Source: RefSeq, a predicted model, not a curated record
AUGGGUGUGCAAGACUUCAUCCGCUUCGACCUAGACGAGUAUCGGGCCAAAGUACGGAACUACGAUGAUCAAGAACUACAAAAGAAAGAGGUGGUCUUGAUCCGGACGGCAUACUCUGGACAGGCGGGGAUUGUCAGCGGCGCCAUCAUGGCUCCGUCCACUGGCGGUGCUUCGAUGCUCGGCUGCGUUGCCGCAGGCAGGACAAUCCACCUGGUCGAACAGAAACUCGAGGUGGUGCGCGCCGAAUUGACCAGACGUGGGCUCCCACUGCACGAGAAGAGGACGAGGGACCAUGCAAUUCCCGUCACCACGGGCAGCAUCGCUGGAGCCAUGGGGCUGGCCUCGGGCAUGGAAGGACACAUUCUUGGAACAGCUGCCGCUGCAGGAGCCAACCUCGUUGCAGUCACCACAGAGAAGCUGGAUCGUGUCCAGACAGCUCCAGUGCGCCCAGGUCCUCAAGAAGCUAACAGCUUCCAACGUCUGAAGAGGUCUGUGACGGAGACUGCGACCUCACGCUCUCGAUCCCUCCUCCACCCCUUUUCAUCGGAAGACAAACUUCUCUUUCAACAAUACGACGAGUUGGUUGCCCGCAAAAAGUCCCUCGAGGAACGCUACCAGAGGCUCCGCGAAGCUACUCUGGCGGCUGCGGGCGCGAAAUGGUACUGGUACGUAGUCUACCACUACCCCUGUGCAUCAGAAAGCCUCAUAAUUUCGACCCAUUCAGGCUUGUGGAUCGAAUCCCUUCGCCGUAGAGACAGCCUCGGUCAAUGGGACAAGACUAUCCAACGGUGUCAUCGUCGAUGGGCCAAGGACGGACUGGAACGUUUCCAAAAAGACCUUGACGAGACGAAAAAGCGCUUGGAUGAAUGGAAUGUCUUGGUUGUCAAAAGUCUACCGCCGGGACCCAUUUCUGCACCCGAUGCUACCUCUGAGAUGCUUGUGACCCUGAACCGCAGCAUCACAAUCUGUCUGCUCCCUCUGGUGGGCUACUGGAUAUUGAGACUGUCCUGGUUCGGGCUGGCAUAUAGACUGCUCGUCAUCGUGCUCCUGGGAUUCGGCGUCCACGCGCGAAUCUUGUGGGACUACGAGAUGUACCCCUUGAUCCCGAUCCGCGUUGCGAAGACAUAA